AGGGGCGGAAGCUCUCCUUGUGAUAAUCAAAUGCCGAAGGUGGGGAAGGUCGAGCAGCGUCUACUACAUACUUACUGUCAACCUCAAUUCGGAUUUCGGAAUGCCACCCCCUGCUCGACGUUGGGGAUGGCUGCUGGCGGGAUGAUGACCGUUGAUGGCGAUCUCCGUUACCCCUUCUCGUCCGAGUUCAUGCCGACCUUGUGCUUCCAUCCUUGUGGCACUAGGUAAACGGGCCUGGCAAGCUGCCGGCCCCCGGGCCACCUACACGAACGUCCUCCGCACCUGCUGACUGGAUGCCGAAUUCUACCCAAUCCCGGAACCCAGAGUACAUCUCGUCUCACCUUAACAAGGACUGAUCCAUCCAUCUCUCGCAGAGAGAGCUGUAGUUCAUUUGAAGCUCCGUUUAGUACCUUAUCACAGCUCUCCAAAGCUCACCAACAAGUCGCCAAUAACGUCACAUCAAGCUCAAAAUCCAAGCUCAAAGUUCGAUUUCAGCCAUGGCCACCAAGGCACCGAGAGGCACCAUCGCCAUUGAAGAAGCGGUGCUCAACCCAGCCGGCCUCUCCUGGAUAGCCGAAUCAGCACCUCUCUUCAACCCAGGCCAAGCAAUAUCCUCCCUCUCCCCCUCCUCUUCCUCUCCAUCUUCCAGCGACACACCCAAACACUCCCUAAACAGGCUUCUCCUCGACAUCCACAACACCCGGCUCGCUCAGAUGGACGACCACGGCGUAGAGUACAUGCUGCUCUCGCUAACCUCGCCCGGCGCCCAAGGCGAGCCCGACGCAGCCAAGGCGCGCGCCCUAGCCGCCGAAGCAAACGACUGGCUCGCCGGCGAGGUGGCCCAGAACCCGGCGCGGUUCGGCGCCUUGGCGGCCGUGUCGAUGCACAAUGCCGAGGACGCGGCUGCCGAGGCGACGAGGGCGGUCAGGGAGCUGGGCAUGUUUGGCGUCAUGGUCAAUGAUUACCAGGUGGUUUCCGAAGGGGGAGAUGUCGAGGGGAAGAAGUAUUAUGAUGCGGCCGAGUUCAGGCCGUUUUGGAAGGCUGUUGAGGAAUUAGGUGUGCCUGUGUACAUGCACCCGCGGUAUCCGCCGGCGAGGGAUUUGGUCACGGGGACGAGGUACGGGGAGAGAAAGCAGAUUCUUGGUGCGGCGGUGCAGUUCCAUUUGGAUCUGAGCAUGCAUCUGUAUGCGCUCUGCUCCAGCGGGGUGUUUGAUGAGUUCCCUGGUUUGCAGGUUGUAGUCGGGCAUCUGGGCGAGGGAAUUCCGUUCAAUCUGUGGCGGGCGGAUCACUGGUACAACAAGCCGGUCAAGAAAGCGACGAGGCCGUCCAAGGAGGACUACAGCUACUACUUCACCCACAACAUCUCCAUCACGACGUCUGGCAACUUCAACACGGCUGGUCUGAAGUUCUGUAUCGAUCAGCUGGGCGCCGAGCGCUGCUUCUAUUCAAUCGAUUAUCCGUAUGAUACCAUCGGCGAGGCUCAGGCGUGGUGGCGCACCGUCGAUCUGCCAGAGGAUCAGAAGAGAGUGAUAGGCCGGGAGAACGCCAUUAGGUUGUUCAAGCUGCCGCUAGAGAUCUAGAAGUCUAGGGUAUGGAUCGAGGAGCUGUUCUGUGGUGGAAACAUCGCUGAGUGUCUCGGUUGCCUACAAUAUUCUAUGGUCAUUGAAUUCCAUAGUUGCCUCAUUCUGAAAGUGCGAAUUCUACUCCGAUUUCAGGG
Messenger RNA from Parathielavia appendiculata, 1717 nucleotides. RefSeq names its product amidohydrolase 2. Gene Ontology annotation, biological process: secondary metabolic process. The transcript has 3 exons. Gene Ontology annotation, molecular function: carboxy-lyase activity; hydrolase activity. The record is from RefSeq and is a predicted model, not a curated record. The coding region runs from base 498 to 1580 and encodes 360 amino acids. Gene Ontology annotation, cellular component: cytosol; cytoplasm. NCBI's taxonomy places the organism in Eukaryota, Fungi, Ascomycota, Sordariomycetes, Sordariales, Chaetomiaceae.